Messenger RNA from Neoarius graeffei (lesser salmon catfish), 1873 nucleotides. RefSeq names its product polymeric immunoglobulin receptor-like. The coding region runs from base 18 to 1316 and encodes 432 amino acids. Lineage: Eukaryota; Metazoa; Chordata; Actinopteri; Siluriformes; Ariidae. The transcript is spliced from 9 exons. The record is from RefSeq and is a predicted model, not a curated record.
GAAGUGAAAGUAAGUUUAUGGCUCUCAUAACAGCUGCGCAUGGGAGAGAAGGCUCCAUUCACAGGCAGUGUCCAUUAACACACUUCAGGAUGACUCUUCUGCUUUUUCUCACUGUUCUCCUUCCUCAACUUUCAGGUGUCCUAUGCACCGUGACCACAGUGGGAGACCAGACAUUGUUACAGGGCCAGUCGAUCACUGUGCCCUGCCUUUACAACCCUGAGUACAUUCCAAAUGUGAAGUACUGGUGCAAAGGCUCUGUGCACACUUUCUGCACCAGCCUGGCACGCACAGACGAGUCGGAAUCUGCUCCGUUCUCGAAUGCAAGAAUAACGAUCACUGACGAACCGGUACAGAAUGUGUUCAUGGUGACCAUGCGUGAGCUGAAGGAGGAGGACUCUGGCUGGUACUGGUGUGGCGUGGAAAUAGGAGGGAUAUGGAACAAGGACAGCUACGCAUCACUUCAAAUCAGUGUCAAACAGGGUAUGUCAGUAGUAAAGGAUGAAGUACAAGCUGAAGAGGGUGGCAGUGUCACUGUGCAGUGCGUCUACAGUGAGAAACACAGAGAGAAUGAGAAGAGGUGGUGCAGGAGUGGCAACUUACACUCCUGCAAGGUUACAAACAACGGGACGUUCAGCAGCAAAUCUCUGCUCAUUAGCGAUAACAGGAAGGACACAGUUACCGUGACCAUGAGGCAGCUGAAGAUGCAGGACGCAGGAUGGUACUUGUGCAGAGCCGGCGAGCACCAAGCAUCUGUUCAUGUUUUAGUCACUCCAGGAUCAACCACAACUGCCUUGGGUGUAAUAACACAACAGCAUCCAUUUGAGGUUAAAACUGAGGACUCCAGCAAUUCCAUCAUUUGGCCUUCUCUGAUGGUGUGUGGACUUCUGGUGUGCUUGCUGACCGCGACUGGACUGCAAUUUUGGAGAAGGCAAAACUUGAAUCCUGAUCUGUCUGUGAUGGAGAGCAGAGUGAGUGCUGAGGAAGGAGGCAGCGUCACAGUCCAGUGUCUCUACAGCACUGCGUAUCAGAAGAAACAGACGCAGUGGUGCAGAUUCAAAGACAGGAGCUGCUACGAAGUGGGGAUGACUCCCACAUCCCAGAAUUCAGCAGUGCAGAUCAGGGAUGAUGGGAAACGAUCCUUCAGUGUGCAGAUGAGUGGACUGAAGAAGAGUGACACUGGCUGGUACUGGUGCAGAGCAGGAGAUCUACAGGUUCCUGUUCACAUCAGUGUCUGUGGUGAUGAUCCAGAUUCUACAGAUUCCAAAGAAUGCAAAUAUUUCAGAAAGCCAGUGAUGUUCUGCAUUGCACACAGGUGAAGGAUGUGAUCCUGAUAGCAUUGAGAAUUGAAGAAACUGGAACAUUCUCUUUGUUUUUGUAACUGAUAUGAGAUAAAGUUUGGUACAAGGGAUUCAACUGCAACGGACUUUGUUUGUUUGGACUAUAUACAGGAAAUAUGCUUCUAGUAACUUGUGUUUUAUAUGCUGUUUUUGAAUAAGUUUAAGAUAAAGUAAAAAUUGAGUUCUCAAAAAGUCUUUGGUAAUGUUAUAGUAGCUGUACAGUUAGGACCUGAGAUACAGUAUAAUCUGCCAGUUCUGUAAAUAUUGAUCCACAGGUCCAGGUGGGCCGCUCUAUCAGACUGUAAAAGAUAUUUAAAGCAUCUUCAUAGUCAAAACGCAAUAUUUUAGUUGAGAAUUUAUAUUAAUUCUUCACAGAUUAAGACUAGUCCAGAGUUUACAUUCUUAGUCAAUGGAGAUUUUCUGUUAUAUAGCAUCAGAACAUGGCUAUUCAUUUUCCCAACAAUAUAUUAAGAGCAGAUUCAGGAAUGUUUGUAUAUCAUUUGGUUGUCGAUUAUAAUAAAGUCUAUAUUAUGCUU